AUGGACAGCAAAAGCAAAGAUAAUAGUGAUACAGAUUCAAUUAACAAGGUUUUCACUCACAAAGGUCGUUAUGUGCAAUACAGUUUGUAUGGAAACUUGUUUGAAGUGUCUUCCAAAUAUGUUCCUCCACUUCGCCCAAUCGGUAGAGGUGCUUAUGGCAUCGUCUGUGCGGCUGUUAAUUCUGAUACACGGGAGGAAGUCGCCAUCAAGAAAAUUGCAAAUACUUUUGACAAUAUUAUUGAUGCCAAAAGGACUUUGAGGGAAAUUAAGCUUCUUCGUCACAUGGAUCAUGAAAAUAUUAUUGCUAUUAAGGAUAUUAUAAGACCUCCACAAAAGGAUGCUUUUAAUGAUGUUUACAUUGUUUACGAAUUGAUGGAUACGGAUCUUCAUCAGAUUAUUCGUUCGAAUCAACCUCUUAAUCUUGAUCAUUGUCAAUAUUUUCUAUACCAGCUAUUAAGGGGACUGAAAUAUGUGCAUUCCGCGAAUGUCUUGCAUCGGGAUCUUAAACCAAAUGGUACCGAGCCCCAGAGCUGCUCCUUAAUUGUUCAGAGUACACAUCCGCAAUCGAUGUUUGGAAAAGAUUAUGUUCAUCAACUAAGGCUUAUAACUGAGUUAUUAGGUUCUCCUGACGAUUCGAGCCUUGGAUUUCUCCGAAGUGAAAACGUGAAAAGGUAUCUUAGGCAGCUUCCAAGGUUCGGGAAGCAAAAUCUAUCGGCGAAAUUUCCUCUUAUGUCCGUCGAGCCUCUAGACCUACUAGAAAAAAUGCUUAUAUUUGAUCCCGACAAACGAAUUACAGUUGAUGAGGCACUAUGUCACCCAUAUCUAUCAUCACUUCAUGACAUCAAUGAUGAGCCAGUUAUUCCCAUGCCAUUCAGUUUUGAUUUUGAGCAGCCAUCAUGCACUAUAGACCACAUUAAGGAACUCAUCUGGAGGGAAUCAGUGAAGUUCAAUCCGAAUCCGCUGAAGCAAUAA
Molecule: messenger RNA, 972 nt
Organism: Vicia faba (fava bean)
Lineage: Eukaryota; Viridiplantae; Streptophyta; Magnoliopsida; Fabales; Fabaceae
Source: the annotation of a GenBank genome assembly